Messenger RNA from Rhizophagus irregularis DAOM 181602=DAOM 197198, 1593 nucleotides. RefSeq lists its product as uncharacterized. The record is from RefSeq and is a predicted model, not a curated record. Lineage: Eukaryota; Fungi; Glomeromycota; Glomeromycetes; Glomerales; Glomeraceae.
AUGGCAUGUUCAAAAUUAUUUUCAGGAGAUUUACCUCACGAGUUAUUAAACGAAGUUAUACAAAAUUUUCAUUAUGAUUAUAAAACAUUACAUUCGUGUAUAUUGGUUAAUAGAUUAUGGUGUCGUUUAGUAAUUCCAUUAUUAUGGGAAGACCCAUUUUCAAAGGAUUAUCCCAAAAAUUACCAAUUCAUUGAAAUUUACUUUUCUAAAUUAAAUGAAGAUGACAAAACAAAAUUUAAUGAAUAUGGAAUUAAAUUUGAUUUAUUACAUUCAAAUACGUUAUUCAAUUAUCCUAGUUUUAUUAAAUACUUGGAUACAAAUAAAAUUCGUCAUUCUAUUGAAAAUUGGGCUGUUGGGGCAACAACAACUUCACGUUUACAAGUGUCAGACUUCACAAAAUUAAUUUUUAGGUUAUUAUUUGUAAAAUUCAUUGAAAAUGAAGUAAAUUUGCAUAGUUUUAAAGUUAGGCCAUGUGCAUGUUUUAAUGAAAUUUUAGGAUUAAUACAACAAAAUCCAAAAUUCAUUUGUAAUAUUACAAAUUUUAAACUAGAUUGGAGUAAUUCAUUUGAUGACAUAAGAGAAAUUUUAAGAAUCCUCUGUUCUAAUUGUUAUUCAAUUUCAUCACUUUAUUUUUUUCCAUUUCCAGAAUAUGCUAAGAAUGAAAAAAGUUUAUCGCAAUUAAUCAAAUCUCAAAAAAAUCUUCAGAAGAUUUUAUUUAGUUAUAAUCAUGAAUACACAUUGUAUCAUCCGUUAUUAUCAUUACAAAAUUCUAAUUGUUCAAAUACGUUAAAUACAAUUAUUUUUUAUCUUGUUGAUUUUAAAAAUAUAGUUGUUUUAAGUGAAGUAUUUAAUCAGUUGAAUGUUUUAGAAUCAAUUCAUAUCGUUUAUUGUUAUUCCAUGUAUUCUAAUUUUAUUCAUCAAAUUAAUAAUAUUACAAAACCAUUUAAAUUGAAAACUUUAUUUUUGAAUGAAAUCAUCUAUGAAUCGUUGGAACUGUUAUUACAAAAGUCUGGCAAUUAUUUAGAAAAUUUAAAUUUUAGAUACACUAAACCACGACAAUUCCAAAAAUUACUACGAUUACUUAUAAAAUAUUGUAGUAAUAUUAGUAAUAUUAAAUAUAUUGAUUCUAUUUGUGUAUAUAGUCAGAAUAAUUGUUAUUUACUACUACUUAAUUUAAUUAAAAAUAUUACACAAAAACUUAAUUAUCUUACAAUUACCGUAUCUAAUUCAAUUUUAUUGAAAAAUUUAGGACAAAUUCUUCCUUUUAAAUUAGAAUAUUUGGAUCUGAGCCUUUUAAGUGAUUUAGUUAAUGCAAGUGAUUUGGAAAUAUUCUUGAAAAAGUCUCAAAAUACUUUUAUUAAAAAAUUGUUAAUCAGUACUGAUAUAGGGAGAAAAGAUGAUGAUAUUUUACCUUAUAUAGAAGAACAUAUUAUGAAAACGAAAAGAGUUAAAUAUUUAGCUUUAGAAGUUUGUCGUGAGGAUUUGUUUUUUCAGACGGACAAAGUAAAGGAAUUUGCAUUACAUAAUAUUUGUGUUUUUAAGUAUAAUGAUUUGAAAUUUGAUAUAAUUAAUUUUCUAGAAGAAAUUCAUUAA